AUGGAAGCCGGAAAAAAAUUCGAAGCAGUUCAUCCUCUAAAUCCUGCUGUUAUUGGAGUUUGUACAGUAAUUAGUGCCGAUGAAGAUGUUGUAAACUUUCGAUUUGAUGGCUCUGACGAGAUUUUUACAGUUAUGGUAGAUUCUACUGAAAUCUUUCCGGCUGGCUAUUGCAAAGCUACUGAUCAUCCAUUGACAUUUCCGAAGACGAAAAAAUUAAAUUCAAUAACUGAUAGAAGAUGGUCAACCAAUAGCAUACAACAGAACAGCACGAAGCUAGAAAUACGUGAUAAAAAAUUAGCACAAAAUCAUAAAGUUAAUUCGGCAGAUAUGAAAUCACUUUCUACAGGUCCAAAACCUAAAGCACUAUCUGGUCGUGGCUCUAACGGUAUUGCAGAAUUGCACUCCUAUCCAUCAACGGUGAUCACAAAAAAUUGUGCUAAGAGCAAUCCCGAAGGCGUCCCACGAUCUGCGAAUUAUCCUAUUACAAGCUAUAGUAAAUCAGAAAUGUCGCCAACUAACGUUAAUGGCGGUACUAUAACAAAUUUACCUCGAAUGGAAGAGGUACUGAACUGGGGUGUUACUGAUCUUAUGAAAUAUAUUAUUGCGAUUGGUUGCGGAGAAGAAGCAACUAUCUUUGCAAGAGAGUUAAUUGAUGGGGAAUCCUUUUUGUUAAUGACACAGCAAGAUAUGACUGAGCAUCUACAAUUUAAACUUGGACCAGCAUUGAAACUAUUUUAUCAUAUCAGUUCUAUAAAAUCCAACUAA
Trichoplax adhaerens is the source of this 765-nucleotide messenger RNA. RefSeq lists its product as uncharacterized. Gene Ontology annotation, cellular component: nucleus. The transcript has 5 exons. Gene Ontology annotation, molecular function: protein binding. The coding region runs from base 1 to 765 and encodes 254 amino acids. NCBI's taxonomy places the organism in Eukaryota, Metazoa, Placozoa, Uniplacotomia, Trichoplacea, Trichoplacidae. Gene Ontology annotation, biological process: regulation of DNA-templated transcription. The record is from RefSeq and is a predicted model, not a curated record.